Trichoderma asperellum CBS 433.97 is the source of this 1507-nucleotide messenger RNA. The record is from RefSeq and is a predicted model, not a curated record. NCBI's taxonomy places the organism in Eukaryota, Fungi, Ascomycota, Sordariomycetes, Hypocreales, Hypocreaceae.
GGGAUGAUUGAUUAUCGCCAUUCUAUUUCAGAUGGAUCCUGCACUUCCCAAGCCAGAUUACCGACAUGAUCUGGAGUGGUACUGGCCUUUUGAAAAAUUUCCUCUCGAUCCCAAUGAUCUCUUCACCACUCUUCAUGAUCGCUUUAAUACCAGACCAUUUCCCUUACAAGACCCAGUUGCAUUCCACCGGGAUGUCUAUGAAUGUGCUGACAGCUCUGACACAAUAGACGAGUUUUAUUCUCGACUAGAAGAACGUAAGGCUCAACGGAUAGAAGAAAUGUCGGAGGGAUGGGAUGAAGUUAGUACUUUACUUGUAUCGUUUCCAACUCUACUAUCUUGCCAGUUAUGCUACGAUCCAGAGACCCGUGAUGUGAAGAUGAAGCCAGGCACCAAAAAUGACUCGAUGGGCCAGCGGCGGUUUGCCUUUCUACAAUAUGCGCGCUACAUGUCUUUUGAUAAUCUAGUGAGGUUUUUUGACGGUUUUGUGAGAGAUGAAAGAGAGGAACAGGAGAAGAUCAGGCGCUGGGCAGACGAAGGUCUGGAGAGCAUGCGGAGGGCGCGAGCCGCUAAGCGCGUAGCCGCCGCUUCUGGAGCCAUCGAAGCAGCAAUUCCAGACUCACCUCGCAGGACCUCUCCCAGAAUAGCACGCAACAAGCUAAAAUCGUCUCGCAAUGUCCCGGCUUCAGGAAGCUCAGCGGCUUCGGCUUCGGCUUCAGCAGCUGCUGGCGAAAAGUCACGGCCACCAUCGUCCUCGAAGCGGCCCGGCCCGCCGCGCCGCGCCGACGGGUUAUCCCCUGGACAAACGACCGAGAGCUCAAGAGCCGGAAAGAGGAGAAGUAACGAAGAUGCGCAUAGAUCGACUAGGAAGAGACGGCGCAUGGCAAGCGAGGACACUGGUGGCGAAGAUGUCGAUCCAGGGAGACGUGCUGCCAAGCAAGACGAAUCAAGAGGUGCCGAGGGUGCGCCGACUUUUGCGCAUUCCAAGAAACGGAAAUCAUUAGAUGAUUCCCUGGGCGAAGCAAGAAAGAAGAGGACUAAAACAACCGACAGUCUACACAACAGGUCAACGCAGUCUCCAAGACGAUCAGCUAAUCAGGACCAACCAGGUAGGGCUCCAUCAUCGGCCGAGAGAGACUCUAGUAUUCCCUCUACUGCGGUGCCUUCCAACUACGAUCCAGAUACGGUAGACGAGGAGCGCAUACAAAGGAUAUCUACUGCAGCAACAGAGACGAAAAAGCCCAAAAAGAAGCUUCAAAGAAAGCCUCCAAGAACGCCCCGAGCCCCGAGCCGGCAACGAGUCGAUAAGAGACGCUCAAUCAAAGAACAGAGCUCAUCUGCGCCGAAGAAACAAUCUCGUCGGAACAAACCCCAAGAGCGAAAGCCCUCGCCUUCCACACAACGGCUUUUACGCUCCACGCGGUCGUCUAGAAGAGACCCCGGACAGGAGCUAUGGUUUCUUGGUGAUAAUUCCGUGGCUUGCGCCGUCACGAGUACAAAGCGGACAUAG